This is a messenger RNA of Scleropages formosus (Asian bonytongue), 700 nucleotides long. RefSeq lists its product as uncharacterized. The record is from RefSeq and is a predicted model, not a curated record. Lineage: Eukaryota; Metazoa; Chordata; Actinopteri; Osteoglossiformes; Osteoglossidae. Bases 5 to 700 code for a protein of 231 amino acids. The transcript has 4 exons.
UGAAAUGGGCAUGAAAACAACCUUCUACUUGUGGGCUCUUCUGCAUCUCUUCUCAGGUGAAAGCAGUUCAGACCCACAGUGCUGCAGGUCUGGAGAAAAUGUGUACUUACAUCUACAAAAUGAAAAUACAAGUUUUGAAGAUGUAUCAUGGGUAUUCAGCACUAGUGAAAUCGUAGGCAAUUUUAAAUGCAUUUUCAAAUCGUCAGCAGAACUUUUCCAAAACGGGACACUAAAAAUCAGCAACAUCCAGGCAAACUGGAGUGGAGAAUUCACUGCUACUGGUUACGAUGGGAGAGGAGCAAAUACUGUGAAAGAGACACAUCACCUGCUUGUACUCGAUCCUCCAGAGGUUCAUUUAACUGUGUGUAUCAAUGGAACAUCAGUGUUUUACUGUGCCAAUGAGAAUGGCCAUGAUGUUACACACACCUGGACUGUCAAUAACAGUGCCCUGGGAGAAGAGACUCUAUUCAAUAACAGUAAUAAGCAUGUAAUUCUAGCGAACAUGUCUGGAACUGUCCGCUGCUCUGUGGAGAAGAAGGGCUGCAGUUUUCAUAGUUGUCAGGUCUACGAGAAUCUAAGGAUGGGGGUGACGGAGCACUUCCCUUUGGACAGGUGGACAGGUGGAUAUGAGAACUUCAGCCUGGUGGUGGAUGAGAGCAGGAGGAGGUGUGAGUACAUGAGUUCUAAUUUGACAGGCUAG